AUGCCGCCAUCAGCGACUGACGGUGCCGCCGCCGCCGACACCAACGGCAGCGGUGCCGCUCUCUCCCUGAAGCCCAACAUUGGUGUCUACACAAAUCCCAAGCAUGACUUGUGGAUCAACGCUGCCGAGCCCACCGCUGAGAGCGUCAAGUCCGGCGCCGACCUGAAACCUGGCGAGGUUACCGUGGCAAUUCGCAGCACCGGUAUCUGCGGUUCUGACGUCCAUUUUUGGCAUGCGGGCUGCAUCGGCCCCAUGAUCGUCGAGGGCGAUCACAUCCUUGGCCACGAGUCUGCUGGAGACAUCAUCGCGGUGCAUCCGUCGGUGAAGCACCUCAAGGUCGGCGACCGGGUAGCCGUCGAGCCCAAUGUCAUUUGCAAUGCCUGCGAGCCGUGCUUGACGGGCCGUUACAACGGCUGCGAAAACGUCGCCUUCCUGUCCACGCCACCGGUGCCCGGUCUGCUGCGGCGGUACGUCAACCACCCUGCGGUUUGGUGCCACAAGAUUGGCAACAUGUCGUACGAGAACGGCUCGCUCCUCGAGCCCCUGAGCGUGGCCCUCGCGGGAAUGCAGCGAGCCAACAUCCAGCUUGGAGACCCCGUCCUCGUCUGCGGUGCCGGACCCAUUGGCCUGGUGACCCUGCUGUGCUGCGCGGCUGCCGGCGCGUGCCCGCUCGUCGUCACGGACAUUUCUGAGAGCCGUCUUGCCUUUGCAAAGGAGCUCUGCCCGCGCGUCAUUACUCACAAGGUGGAGAAGAUGUCCGCCGAGGAAUCAGCCAAGGCCAUCGUCCAGUCUUUUGGCGGCGUGGAGCCUGCCAUCACAAUGGAGUGCACGGGAGUCGAGAGCAGCAUUGCAUCGGCUAUUUGGGCCACCAAGUUUGGCGGCAAGGUCUUCAUCAUCGGCGUUGGCAAGAACGAGAUCAACAUCCCCUUCAUGCGGGCCAGCGUCCGCGAGGUCGACAUUCAGCUGCAGUACCGGUACUGCAACACCUGGCCCCGGGCGAUCCGGCUGGUAGAGAGCGGCGUCAUCGAUUUGACGAGACUCGUCACGCACCGCUUCAAGCUGGAGGAUGCCCUCAAGGCGUUUGAGACGUCGGCCGAUCCCAAGAGCGGUGCCAUAAAGGUUCAGAUACAGAGCUUCGACUAG
This is a messenger RNA of Purpureocillium lilacinum, 1143 nucleotides long. RefSeq names its product L-arabinitol 4-dehydrogenase. Lineage: Eukaryota; Fungi; Ascomycota; Sordariomycetes; Hypocreales; Ophiocordycipitaceae. Gene Ontology annotation, biological process: D-sorbitol catabolic process. Gene Ontology annotation, molecular function: L-iditol 2-dehydrogenase (NAD+) activity. The record is from RefSeq and is a predicted model, not a curated record.